AAAUUUGAUAAUGAACCAAAAUUAAUUAGACAAUGAGGCAGAUCCUUAACAACAAUUCUUGGAUGUACUUUAUUAAAAUCGAAUAAAAUAGGCAUUUAAAGAACUUCUGGAAGUUUAAAAUUAGAGGAUGUAUAAUGGGAAUGAUAUGCUAAAUUAGUAUUGUCCUCAAUUAUAAUACCCAGUGAUAUUGCCAACUUAAAUUCCAAAUACAUUUAUAGUAAAAUAGCAAUCAAUAUAAUUAGAUUAACAUGGGUCCAUACUAUCCUCACAUAUAACAGCCUCAAAUUCAUCCAUAAUAAGCUUAAUAAGCAAGAUUAGCACCAUAAACUUAAUAGAAUUAAUUCUUUAAUAAUUAGAGUAUUAAAGAAGAGGAGCAUGAUGAUAACAAAUAAUCUAAGAGUUGUUUAUAACAGAGGAAAUGAUGAA
This is a messenger RNA of Paramecium sonneborni, 426 nucleotides long. NCBI's taxonomy places the organism in Eukaryota, Ciliophora, Oligohymenophorea, Peniculida, Parameciidae. The record is from the annotation of a GenBank genome assembly.